This is a messenger RNA of Hibiscus syriacus, 707 nucleotides long. RefSeq names its product 15.7 kDa heat shock protein, peroxisomal-like. Gene Ontology annotation, biological process: protein complex oligomerization; protein folding; response to hydrogen peroxide. Lineage: Eukaryota; Viridiplantae; Streptophyta; Magnoliopsida; Malvales; Malvaceae. The transcript is spliced from 2 exons. The record is from RefSeq and is a predicted model, not a curated record.
CUCAUUCCCUUCCCUUCUCCGCGCAUUCGAGCUCAGGCAAUACAAGCAUAUGGCGGACGGUAUAUUCGGCCACCCUUUCAGGCGCCUAUUUUGGAGCCCUCCAAUAUUCCGUGAAUGGUCUGGAUCAACGGCCCUCAUGGAUUGGCUCGAAUCUCCGACUGCUCACAUCUUCAAGAUCAACGUCCCAGGAUACAGCAGAGAGGACAUAAAAGUGCAGGUACAAGACGGCAACAUAAUGCAAUAAAAGGAGAGGAAUUAAAGAGGAGAGCCAGGCAAGGACACUGUUUGGCAUGUUGCGGAGAGAGGGACGGGUAGGGCUGAUUUUUCUCGGGAAAUUGAAUUGCCGGAAAAUGUGAAGGUUGACCAGAUCAAGGCCCAGGUGGAACACGGUGUCCUCACCAUUGUUGUUCCCAAAGAUUCUACCCCGAAGCCAUCUAAAGUGCGUAAUAUCAACAUUACUAGAAACUUUAAAGGCUGAAAAGUGUUGAGAAAUUCUAAGCUUUCAAUAAAUUGUUGUGAAAUAAAAGUUAUACUGAAAUUAUCAUGAAAAUAAAAGGUUGUAAUCAUAUUUAUGCAUAAAUACUUGUCUUUAAAAUUUUUAUAGCUCCUGUAACCAACAAAAAAAUUUAUAACUCCAAUAGAGUUGAAGAACAUCAUUUUGCGGGAUAAAUUAGGGGUGUUGAAAUAGCAGUCUCAAUUUUUGAAGA